Durotheca rogersii is the source of this 3936-nucleotide messenger RNA. RefSeq names its product Hydantoinase B/oxoprolinase-domain-containing protein. NCBI's taxonomy places the organism in Eukaryota, Fungi, Ascomycota, Sordariomycetes, Xylariales, Xylariaceae. Gene Ontology annotation, cellular component: cytosol. Gene Ontology annotation, biological process: glutathione metabolic process. Gene Ontology annotation, molecular function: 5-oxoprolinase (ATP-hydrolyzing) activity. The coding region runs from base 1 to 3936 and encodes 1311 amino acids. The transcript has 12 exons. The record is from RefSeq and is a predicted model, not a curated record.
AUGUCACAUACGACGACGGCGCCUAAGAUCGAUAUCUUCAUCGAUCGUGGUGGCACUUUCACGGACUGCAUCGGCAUCCCCCAGGCCGGCGACCAGGGUGACAUAGUGAUAAAACUGCUGUCUGUCGAUCCCGCUAAUUACGAAGAUGCACCCACCGAAGGCAUCCGGCGAAUUUUGGGGGCGUUUACGGGCCGGCCGCACCCAAGAGAUGCCAAGCUCAACUCCGACUGCAUUGGCAUCAUCCGGAUGGGGACAACGGUUGCCACCAAUGCGCUUCUCGAGAGAAAGGGGGAACGCUCCGCCCUGUUAAUCACCGAGGGCUUCCGUGAUGCUUUAGAGAUUGGCUACCAGGCACGGCCGAAACUCUUCGACCUCGCCAUCAACAAGCCUGAAGUUCUCUAUUCGGAGGUCGUCGAGGUCGAAGAACGAGUGACUAUGGAAGACUCGACGAAAGAUCCUUUCCAAGGCAUCAUCGACGUCAACUCUGACUCGGCAUUGAGGGUUGGCCAGAGUGGUGAUAUCAUCCGCAUUCUGAAGCCCCUUGACAUUGACAGUACGAGGAAGUCCCUCGAGGUGCUCUACAAGAAGGGGUAUCGGAGCAUAUGUAUAUGUCUCGCACACAGCUAUAGUUUCCCCGACCACGAGAACGCUGUCCGCGACAUUGCCCAACAGGUCGGGUUCACCAGCAUAUCUGCAUCCGCAAGUCUCAUCCCGAUGAUAAAAUUGAUAUCGCGCGGCAUGAGCGCCACGGCCGACGCGUAUCUUACCCCCGAGAUCAGGAGAUAUGUAUCCAAUUUCAGGCGCGGAUUCAAAGAUGGACUCUGCAGCACGAGAUGCCAGUUCAUGCAGAGCGAUGGCGGGCUCGUUGACGUUGAAAAAUUCUCAGGUCUGCGAGCUAUCUUAUCCGGACCUGCUGGCGGCGUGGUUGGAUAUGCCAAAACAUCGUGGCAUCCUGACGACCCUACGCCGGUCAUCGGCUUCGACAUGGGAGGCACUUCGACGGAUGUGAGUCGCUACGAUGGCGAGCUCGGCCACGUUUUCGAAACUACAACUGCCGGGGUUACCAUACAGUCUCCUCAGCUGGACAUCAACACCGUGGCGUCUGGCGGAGGGAGCAUCCUUGGCUGGAAGAAUGGACUCUUUACUGUCGGACCGGAGAGUGCAUCGGCUCAUCCGGGUCCAGCGUGCUAUCGGAAAGGUGGUCCGCUGACCGUAACGGAUGCCAACCUUUUCCUAGGUCGGCUACUUCCAGAGUAUUUCCCUGCUAUAUUUGGACCUGACGAGAAUCUCCCCCUUGACCACAAAGUCACAAAGAGUAAGUUUCUAGACCUGACCGACUCCAUCAACUCCGCGUCGGCAACCAAGAAGACUCCCGAAGAGGUCGCACUCGGGUUCUUGGCCGUGGCCAACGAAGCCAUGUGUCGACCCAUUCGCGCGUUAACGGAAGGGAAGGGUUAUCACACUUCUGCUCAUCACCUCGCCGUUUUCGGAGGAGCUGGCGGGCAGCACGCGGCCUCCAUUGCCCGAAACCUAGGCAUCGGCACCGUUCUUAUUCACAAAUACUCGAGUAUCCUGUCGGCAUACGGAAUGGCCCUCGCGAACCUUGUAGAAGAAGCCCAGGAGCCUUCUUCCCUUACCUUAGAACCGUCAUCGCAGCCCGAGAUCUUGGAGAGGUUUGAGACUUUGAAGGAGCGUGCCACACAGGGCCUUCUGCAGCAGGGGGUUUCUUCUGUGAAGUACAUAAAAACCCAAGAGUUCUUGAAUCUGCGCUACGAGGGCACUGAUACCCAAAUGAUGGUGCCGCUGCCGGACGAUGGAGACUUUAGGCGGGCCUUUGAAGACCUUCACCAAAAGGAGUUCUCAUUCCUUUUGCCGUCGCGAAGCAUCGUCGUCGACGACAUUCGUGUUCGAGGUAUCGCGAAGGAAUUCGAGCGGCCGUCCCAUAACGUGUACAGAGAAAUCGUCGACACGAUGGCAGUUCCAGCUACAGCCCCCGAGAAGCUGACGAAAGCCUGCUUUGCCAGCGUCGGGUGGCUUGAUACACCGAUCUUCCUCUUGCGAAAUCUCCAACGAGGCGCUCAGAUCGAAGGUCCGGGAAUCAUCAUCGACAACACACAGACGAUUGUCGUGACUCCGUUCUCAACCGCGAAGGUACUCUCGGAGCAUGUUGUCCUCGCUGUUGGUUCCCAGAACCAAACGGCUGUGCCCCAGUCUUUGUCAUCGACGGAUCCAGAUCCAGUUCAAUUAUCCAUAUUUGGCCAUCGCUUCAUGUCCAUUGCCGAACAAAUGGGUAGGACACUGCAGAAGACGGCGGUAAGCAUCAAUAUCAAAGAAAGGCUCGAUUUCUCUUGUGCGAUAUUCGGCCCUAGCGGUGACCUAGUAGCAAAUGCGCCACACGUACCGGUUCAUCUUGGAAGCAUGGCCUAUGCCGUGAAGUAUCAACACGAAAGAUAUGGUGGCGCACUUCGACCAGGCGAUGUCCUAGUUUCAAACCACCCGAUUGCCGGGGGGACACAUCUGCCAGACAUCACCGUUAUUACGCCGGUUUUUGACCCUAGUGGUAAAGAGAUUAUAUUUUACACCGCUUCUCGGGGCCACCACCGAGACAUUGGUGGUCUUGAGGGUGUUUCUGGCAAUGCCAAUGCUACCUCCCUUUUCCAUGAGGGUGCGAGAAUUGUGUCUUUCAAGCUCGUUUCGAAUGGCUGUUUUGACGAGGAGGGCAUCACGAAGAUACUCGUCAACGAGCCGGGACAGUUCCCUGAUUGCGUCGGGACAUCCAGCCUUUACGACAACCUUUCGGACUUGCGAGCCCAGGUCGCCGCGAAUGUCAAGGGAUCGAAACUUAUCGAAAGUCUCUUCCGAGAGUACGGGCGCAAGACUGUCCAGUUCUAUAUGGACCGAAUCCAGGCGAAUGCAGAGGUUGCAGUGCGAAAGUUCCUCCAAAGGACCUCGGAACGGCUGGGUGGGAGGAAUCUGAGCGCAGUAGACAGCCUAGACAACGGAACUCGCAUACGGCUCGAAAUCCAGAUCAACCCAGACGGCAGCGCCGUUUUCGACUUCACGGGCACGGGCCCCGAGGUGGUCGGAAACAACAAUGCACCCAAGAGCAUCUGCCUGUCUGCGAUUAUUUAUUCCUUGCGUUGUCUCAUCAACGAAGAAAUACCAUUGAAUCAGGGCUGCCUGUCCUCAAUCCGAGUCGUAAAUCCCGAAGGCAGCAUCCUGAAUCCCAGCGACCAGGCGGCCGUCUACGCUGGGAACACGCAGACGAGUCAGCGCAUCGUCGAUGUUAUCCUCAGAGCAUUCGACGCGUGCGCCGCAAGCCAAGGAUGCAUGAAUAGCGUGGGGUUUUUCGGCGGCCGCGACAGAAAGCCCAAGGACGGUUACAAGUUCGCGUACGGCGAAACCAUCUGCGGUGGCUCGGGCGCAGGCCCCGGGUGGAACGGCGCGAGCGCUGUGCACUGCCACAUGACUAACACCCGCAUCUCGGACGCCGAGGUAAUGGAGAAACGUUACCCCAUCAUUCUGCGGCGGUUCUCUCUCCGCCACGGCUCGGGCGGGCGGGGACAGUACAAGGGAGGCGACGGCGUCGUGCGAGAGAUCGAGUGCCGGGAGCCGCUGACCUUCUCGAUGAUAUCGGAGCGGCGCGUCAGUCGGCCGUACGGUCUCCACGGCGGCGAGGACGGGGCCCCGGGCGAGAAUCUGAUCGUUAGGAAGACUGAAGGGAGGGAGAGGGUAGUCAGUCUCGGCCCGCGUGGCCUGGUCAAGUUGCAGGCCGGCGAAAGAUUCAUCGUCAAGACUCCCGGUGGAGGCGCUGUGUUUGCGCAUUCGGGAUAUUUCGAAAUUCUGUGGACUAGAGAGGUGUGUGUUGUGCCAUCCAAGAAGUGGUUGUUGUUAAGUCAGCCCCCUAACCACUAUCGCCCUAGAUGCCCCUAUUAG